CCCGGAGGCGGGAGCCCUGCCGAGUUUUCUGCGCUUGCUGGGGGACUUGAUUUAACCUAACGCACCCGGACGGAAACGUGGUCGAGCUGGCGCUCCCCGAGAUGCGGUUUCUUCUGAGCACCCUCCUGCUCCUUCCCUUGCUCUUCAUCUUCUGGUUAGAGUCGCUCAUUAAGCUUUUCAUCCCCAAGAAGAAAAAAUCAGUCGCCGGAGAAAUCGUCCUCGUCACUGGAGCUGGACAUGGAAUCGGGAGACUUACUGCCUAUGAAUUUGCCAAACGUAAAAGCAAACUGGUUCUCUGGGAUAUUAAUAAGCAUGGCAUCGAGGAAACAGCUAUGGAAUGCAGGAAACUGGGUGCCCAGGCUCAUGGCUUCGUGGUAGAUUGCAGUAACCGAGAAGAUAUCUACAGCUCUGCAAAGAAGGUGAAAGAAGAAAUUGGAGAUGUUAGUAUUUUAGUGAAUAAUGCUGGUGUGGUCUAUACAUCAGACUUGUUUGCCACCCAAGACCCUCAGAUUGAAAAGACUUUCGAAGUCAAUGUACUUGCACAUUUUUGGACUACAAAGGCGUUCCUCCCGGCAAUGAUGAGGACUAAUCACGGCCACGUGGUCACCGUGGCGUCUGCAGCUGGGCACACGGUGGUCCCCUUCCUGCUGGCUUACUGCUCCAGCAAGUUUGCUGCUGUUGGAUUUCACAGAGCUUUGACUGAGGAACUGGCAGCCUUAGAGCGAACUGGAGUCAAAACAACUUGUCUCUGCCCGAAUUUCAUUAACACUGGCUUCAUCAAAAACCCAAGUACCAACUUGGGACCUACCCUGGAGCCCGAGGAAGUGGUUGACAAACUGAUGAAUGGAAUCUUGACCGAUCAGAAGAUGAUUUUUGUCCCAUCUACUAUCCGCUUGUUAACAUUGCUGGAAAGGAUCUUUCCUGAGCGUUUCCUGGCACUUUUAAAACAAAGGAUCAAUAUUAAGUUUGAUGCAGUUGUUGGAUAUAAAGUUAAAGGAUAAUAAAUAGCUUUUCUUGCUAACUGACUUAUCUAGCUUAAAUUGAUUCUAUCAAAUAUUGAUCAGAAUUUUAAUGUUUUUACCUUUGUUUUUCCAAAUUAUUCUUCAGUGCCACCUUUUGGAUCCCUGACAGUACUCAUUUAUUACCACUUGUUAUUUAGUGUAAAACUAAUUUCAUGUAAUACAAAUAUCUUAGAAGUUGUUCUUAUGAAUAAAAAGAACAAUUUCAUAGCAAUAAUUCCCCAAAUUUUAUGGCUUACCUAAAAAUUUGUAAAUUUUAUACUAUAAAUGUUUACUUGAAGCUAAUGUUAUUUUUUAAUGGCUCUAAUGUUUUAUGUAAUUCACAUUUCUUUUUAUAUUCUUUUUUUUUUCUUUUUAUAUUCUAUUUAAAAUCAGAAGCUUUAAGUUCAUUAAAUAUAACAAAGGACUGUGCUGAGUAGCAUUUCACAGUGAAUUUCAUGAGUCUCGAACAUUUCAUCCUGCACGGUGGCAGCCAGUUUCCUGAGAGAUACCUCAUAUUCUAACACCGAACAUUUCAGACAAACCAGAGAUGGAUACACAUUGCAAGUAUAAUAAGCAUCUUUGGGAUCUCAGGCUGAGAAGUUGGAGAAUGUACUUAUAAAUGCCAACAAUAAAAAUGGACCAAACCUAAAUCUUCA
Messenger RNA from Octodon degus (degu), 1657 nucleotides. RefSeq names its product hydroxysteroid 17-beta dehydrogenase 11 (gene Hsd17b11). Gene Ontology annotation, cellular component: lipid droplet. The record is from RefSeq and is a predicted model, not a curated record. The coding region runs from base 102 to 1001 and encodes 299 amino acids. Gene Ontology annotation, molecular function: oxidoreductase activity, acting on the CH-OH group of donors, NAD or NADP as acceptor. The transcript is spliced from 7 exons. Lineage: Eukaryota; Metazoa; Chordata; Mammalia; Rodentia; Octodontidae.